This is a messenger RNA of Mugil cephalus (flathead mullet), 2233 nucleotides long. RefSeq names its product src kinase associated phosphoprotein 1 (gene skap1). The coding region runs from base 213 to 1445 and encodes 410 amino acids. Gene Ontology annotation, molecular function: protein binding. Gene Ontology annotation, cellular component: cytoplasm; plasma membrane. The transcript is spliced from 14 exons. The record is from RefSeq and is a predicted model, not a curated record. NCBI's taxonomy places the organism in Eukaryota, Metazoa, Chordata, Actinopteri, Mugiliformes, Mugilidae.
GUCUCGUCUGAAUGUUAAACUAAACUAAAAUGGUGAAUUACUACUAGCAACUUGGAGGAAACCUACGCUGUUAGCUACGCGGUGUGUGUCAUAGCUCCAUUGUCAUUUCCAACUCACCAUGUUGUUUGUAGCUUCACCCUGAAAUGAGCGUGGAUGACAACACAACAAAAGAGACGUAGCUGGACGCAUUUCAUUUUGGUCCGAGGCUUUUCAUGGACACUAUGCACUACUGUGGCCCUCGCACGCAGCCAUGCCCUGAAGUGAGGUCAGGCAGCAGCGAAAAAGAUCAGAGACAUGGCAGUAUAUCGGGGAACCAGUGGGGAUUCACAGUUUUAUUCAACAGUCUGGAGGCGUGCGGCGCAUUUAGAUACUGCGAACUGUUCGUGGCGGAGAUCCUUCUCGAUGAGAACUUAAGUGAAAAUGCAGAAGAGACGCGGCAAGUCCUGCUGAAUAACUUCAGGGUCGUCCACGCAAGAAAUCCACAGGAAUUCCCCUUAAGAGCGGAUUUUAGGGACGAAGAAGGCUCAGAUGAUAACCGCAGUUCCAGUCUUGGUCGUUCAGACGAUGCCUCCGUAGCCUCUGACUACCAGGAUGAUGGAGUUCCUGAGUACUAUGGCGACAUCCCCCCGGUGGCAGCCCAGGACCUCAGCAACAUCCUAAAGCAAGGCAACUUGGAAAAAAAACGAAAAGAGCACAGCUUCUUUGGCCCAGAGUGGCAGAAGAGAUGGUGCGUCCUCAACAAUUCAAUAUUCUACUACUUUGGGACUGAAAAAGAUAAACAGCAGAAGGGCUCGUUUUAUAUCAACGAUUGCAGCGUCCAGCUGGUGACCAACCUGAGAAAAGACUCAAAGAAAAAUUCCUGUUUUGAGAUUUCUGCUCCCGGACGACGGGCCUACCAGUUCACCGCUAGCAGCCCUCAGGAGGCCAGAGAAUGGGUGAACCAAAUCAAUUUUGUACUUAGAGAUCUCAGCUCCAACUUCAUCCCCGUCGAUGAUGAGGAGGAGGAGGAAGAAGAGGAGACCUAUGAUGACAUUGGGGCGACGGCUGAUGCUUCCCCAGUUCUGUCAGCCAAGGCGCCCCAGAGUGCCAAACGAGGAGUAGUCGGGGUAGGAGGAGGAGGAGGAGGAAGAGCAGGACAGGAUUCAGGGGAGGUGGAGGAGGAGGAGGAGGAGGAAGAGGAAGAGGAGGAUAUCUACGAGGUGCUGCCAGAGGAAGAUUUCCAAGAUUCAACAGAUGAAAAUGAUUGGACAUCAGAUUACGCCAACUACUACCAGGGUUUAUGGGAUUGCCCGGCCGAUGAGCCCGAUGAGCUGGAAUUCCAGAGAGGAGAUCUUAUCUACAUCAUUAGCAAGGAGUACAACAUUCACGGCUGGUGGGUCGGCGAGCUGAACGGCUCCGUGGGCAUCGUCCCCAAGGACUUCCUGCACCCUGCCUACAUCCUCUGAGCUCCUACAGGUACCGAGGCACUCUCUUAUCAUCACCAUUAUGGACCAUUACUGUGGCCUAAUACACAGAAACGGUUCCCCUGGUACUCUUCCAGAUUGCGACUGAGGUACGUUGAGUCGUUGACCUGCCAUUUAUGGCAUCUGCUGGCUGGAAGAAGUACUGCGUAAAGCCGCCUGAGCGGGGCGAUGGGAGAGGAUAAAUAUAUGCAACAAACACAUGAUUACAGCAGCAGUUGUCCUAUUUAGGAAAAUGAUUCCAUAAUACUGUUAGAGCCUAAAAUGAACACUGAAUUAUUAAUGUUUCUCUGAAAGGCUUUCUUUUUUUUUUCUUUCUUCUACAGCUGCAGACACGUUCAGCCUUGAAUUCCAUGCACAGAUCUGUCAAAUAAUAUAUUGCAAUUUGAAAAAUUAUCCCUUUUUAUAGCUCAGUUGUUUUAAAUCUGCCGCAGUAGUACAUAUUUACACUAUAAACCUCUAUAACCACUAAAAAAUAGGAAAUCUAUCGAUGUGAAAACUAGGGCUGAAAUUAUUCUGAGUCAAUUGGCAGAAAACUGUUUGCGAGAUUUGUCUUUGUUUUCAUGUAUUUUGAUCUUCAUUUUAAUCUUUUUGAACUUGUAUUUAGCAUUUUCAUAUAUAUAUAUUUUAAACAGUUUAAUAAAAAUAAUUCAGUUGCAUCAUUAAAAUAAUCAUAUGUUCAGUUCACUGGUUAGAAUUAGCAGGAUGUGUCUCAUAAUUUCCUCUGUCAUGCACACGUUAAAUAUUUUCAUUAAAAACGUUUUAUACUUGUG